Trichosporon asahii var. asahii CBS 2479 is the source of this 1359-nucleotide messenger RNA. RefSeq lists its product as uncharacterized. The record is from RefSeq and is a predicted model, not a curated record. The transcript is spliced from 2 exons. The coding region runs from base 1 to 1359 and encodes 452 amino acids. Gene Ontology annotation, biological process: carbohydrate metabolic process. Lineage: Eukaryota; Fungi; Basidiomycota; Tremellomycetes; Trichosporonales; Trichosporonaceae. Gene Ontology annotation, molecular function: hydrolase activity, hydrolyzing O-glycosyl compounds.
AUGCUCCUCCUCUUCCUCACUCAGCUAGCACUGCUAGCCGGCGUCCUCGCCCGCUCCCCAGUCCACCCAUCCAAGGAAACCUUCUUCCACGGGUUCAUCAACGACACGAUCCCAUCGCUAGACGCCUGGCCCAAUCCGCGGGACAUUGCCUAUCAGCAUGCCGCCGCCUCCUUCGCCUCUCUCUCGUACCAAGACCGCCAAUCCCUUCUCACCCGCUUCCACCGCGCCGGUAAAACACUCAGAGUCGGCGCCUUCGGACGCGGCGACACGCCAGCCUCGGCCAACCCGCCCCUCAAUGCGAUUGACGUUGCCAAGUCGCUCGCCAACUUUACAAAGACAAACGGACUCGACGGCAUCGACAUCAACUUCGAGGACACGGCUGCCGUCGAGGGCUUCAGGGCGCCGGGGUGGCUGAACAGCUUCCAUGCCGUGCUUAUCCAGGAGCUGGGCCUCUUCCAGCCGACAACGCCUCCGAAGCCGGCUGCUUCUGCCAACGCGACCGUGCCCCAGUCUUCGCCUUCGGCCCAGGUAUCUGACCAAGUGACCGAAAAUGAGACCGAUGAGGGCGAAGAUGAGGGACAGGACGUGAAUGGGAACGAGGGGGAUGAUACGGUCGAACAACAGAGCCGGCGCAGCCGCCUCGGUCUCCCCGCCAAGCGCAGCUAUGACGAGGGCUAUAAGGGCCGGCAGCGUGCACAAAUCAACAACACGCUGGAGGACGACGGGCACGGCCGGAUCGGUAUUAUCGCCGCCCCCUCUGCCUCUCCUUCUAAUGCCACGAAGCCCUUCAACAUCGACACCGUGCACGGCCGCCGUCCCCUCGUCCCCCCGCCAGUACACCGCACCCCUCUGUUGACCUAUUCCCCACCUGCAACCCUCUUCGCGGGCCGGGGCGGCGAGGAAUUCGCCCGUUUCUUCAACGGCAAGCAGUCCUCCGUCUCGCGCCUCCUGGUCCAAUUCUACUCCGCCAACGCGACGUACGACACGGCCGAGGCGCUCUUCGGGAACGGCACAGAGGCCGCGCCCGGCCGGGCACGCAUUGCGGCUCUGACGGGCUGGGACGCGAACAAGAUCAUCGUCCAGAAACCACUGCAGGAGAACCAACCCGGUCAUGUUGGUGCUGAGCAGCUGGGCCACUUGUUCUGCGAGGCGGGACAGCGCGUCAACGGCCUCAGCGUGUGGCGCAUCGAUUACCGCGACACUGCUAUUAGUAAUGAGUACCUCGCCGCUGUGAGGGGGUACAAGUGUGGCAACCGGCCUAGCUCGCCGCCGCCGAACCCGACGCCGUCUCAGACGCCAUCAGCGUCCGCUUCGGUAUUGCCCUCGGCUGCGCCUUCAGUCGCGUGCCCCGUAGAGUGA